Molecule: messenger RNA, 2645 nt
Organism: Hemicordylus capensis (graceful crag lizard)
Lineage: Eukaryota; Metazoa; Chordata; Lepidosauria; Squamata; Cordylidae
Product: translation initiation factor IF-2-like
Exons: 5
Coding region: 16-1338 (440 amino acids)
Source: RefSeq, a predicted model, not a curated record
AGAGAGCGGCGCGCGAUGCGAAAUGAAAGCGACGCUGAGGCCGGCCAGAGGAUGCUGCUGAGGCGCCCGGCUGGGAUGGAGCGCCAGCCGGCGCCCGAGUGGGACCUCAGCCCCGUGCGCGAAGACCGAGACCCGGCCCCGCCACCGCCACCCCCGUCGGCCACCCCCAGCGCCCUCUACCGCACCGCUUUCGCCCAAGAGUGCGAGGCCAUCGUGCUCCGGCUGGGCACGGCCGCCCAGGACCUCGAGGCCGAGAGGCUGUCGCCGCUGGAGUCCGCCUGCGCCUUCCCGGGCGUCUCCUUCACGCCCGCGCCGCCCCCGCCGCAACCAGCCCGCUCGCGGGGAGCCGAAGGAGCCGCGCCGCCGCGGCUCUCCAGCGCCUGCGUCAACCUGACCUACGAAGCUGACGACGACGACCCCACCACCAGUCCGCUCCGCGAUGAGGCGCGGCCGCCGCUCUCGCCUUCCUCUGAGGCCGCUGUCGCUGCUUCUUCUGCCGCCGCCCACAGGACCUACGAGCGGGAGCUGCCUGGCGAGGCCUCGGCGCUCUUGGUCGUCACUUCCACGCCGCUGGCGGUGGGGCCCGGGCCACCCGGGGAGGAGCCGCAGGACGCGGCGGCCAGGGGUCCCGCAGGCCCCGAGUCGGGCAGUGUGGGCCGGCCCAAGCUCAGCUGCAGCUUCAAGGCCCGCCUCGGAGCCCCUCUGCAGAGGGGCCCCCGCGCGACCCCCAAGAGCCACGGACUGGGCGGCCCCGCUCGAGGGGCGGCAGGAGCCCUUCGCGGAGGGAAAGGCGCCCCAGGGAAGGCCCCGCAGAGGUUCGCCAAGGGGGGGACCUUGGCCUGCCCGAGACCCAGCUUGGGGGCAACAGCAGGAGGAGGAGGAAGUGCCGCGCAAGGCCAGCCUCCCGCCCAGAAACAGCUUCCUGGUGGAAUGAAGAGUCUUUCAAAAUUACCUUACAGCAAGAGUACCCCUGUGUCCACCCGAUCCCCUUCCAGACUCACCAGCAGACCUGGGAUUGUGGGAUCCCUGAGUUAUCUGGGUCUGGAGCGACGUGGUGUCUGUAGAGGGAAUAAGGCUGCAGGGACAAGACUCCCGGUUCGUGGAGGUCCAGUUGCAAAGCCCCCAUAUGGUGUUCUGCUAGAUGCUGGACAAGCCCUCCGUAGUUCUCUGCAGAGAGAGCCCACUGCACGUUGCUCACAGUGUCAGCAGCUGACUAAAGAAAAUGAGCAGCUGACUAAAGAGAAUGAAAGGCUGAAGUGUGUGUUGGAGAACUAUCAAAGAAUUAUCACCACACUGAAAGGAAAGACAGAUGAAGAUGAUUUGGAGAGUUCUGUGUGAAUGAAGACUACCCCGAGCCCUCCUUUAUAUAUUUGUCAACUAUUGCUGCAUCCACUUUCUCUGAAAAGCACUUUAGGUUUGCAGAUGUUGUCGAGGCAAGGUAGAACUUGGCUUUAGCCUGUUUCUUACAAGUUGCUGCUUAGGUUUGCCUGCGUGCACCUCAUCUAGUUAUUGCAAACUUUGGCAUACCUGGCCAGAGCAGUGUGCUUCCUUGCAGCUUAUUAAAGCACCUUCUCUUCCUCUCCUCCCUCCACCACCGCCUCUACUCUUACUGGUUUUCUGUGGAAGUGCUAAGACAGUGGCUGCUGCUUGUUCAUCUGCCUGUCUGCUUCCUGCUGUCUGUCAUAGGCUGGGCUCUGGAAAAUAGCCAGCUUGUGGAGCCUAAAUCGAGUUAAAACCAUGCCAGAGCUGUUUCUCAGAAACUGGCAGCAUUAUGUAAGCAUCUCCUUCUGGGGCACACUGCUGUACCCAGGCCCCAAAGCUGGUUUUCCAGGCAAGGCUUGUCAAGACGGCUGCUUGGCUGUUAUGUUGAUCUCUGCUUCUUCCAUUCAUGCAGCAGUGCAAGGGUCACUGUUGGCACAUUCUUGUAAGCUGUUGAGCAUCCUGGUGUGGAGUAGGUUGUUGGGACUGGCACUACAUUCCACCCUGUUAAUGUUGUAUUUAGGCUUUUCUCUCUGCUGUGCAACAGUGGUACUUGUGUGGUAUAUACCAAUGAACAAAGGAUCAGCCCCUUUUGUGGCAACAUCCCAUCCUCUGCUCAAAAUGCAUGUUUCUGUUAUGUUUCUGGCACACACCUCAUUUCCAGAGUCUUUCCUAUUGUAUGCACUAAAACUGUCUGACGAAAACAUUCUGGCUGUCCUAAUCUGCAGAAAGGCUAGCCUUGCUUGUUGAUCCUAACCAGCUCUCCAGUUUCCAGUGGAGUCAUUGAUUGUCCUCUUCUGGCUAGCCAGCGCCUUCUCUUCCUGUCAGACUGCCCUACCACUUACCCUCUCCAUGUUUGGUGGAGGCUUUUUAAUGUAGGCUGCUGCUGCUAACCCUGAACUUGGUUAAGAGAGCAAAAUAACUGGUCAUGCAAGCCAAAACAUAGGAAAGUGCUGCAGUUCUAACUUUGGUCUAACUUAACGUGCUAAAAAUGUUUGCAUGUUCAGUGUUCUGUGUGGCUAGAACACCUCCAAAUGUGAAGAAAAGCAUGAACUGUUCUGUUUGAAGAAAUUGCAAACCUCCAGCUAAAACCAUCUAUUUGUUCUCUAUAGAUUGCCUAGCUGCUGUAUACUGUUAAUAAAUCAAUGUGUUUAUUAUUUAUUUGA